This is a messenger RNA of Myotis lucifugus (little brown bat), 409 nucleotides long. It is a transcript of the gene CLRN3, whose product is annotated as clarin 3. The record is from RefSeq and is a predicted model, not a curated record. NCBI's taxonomy places the organism in Eukaryota, Metazoa, Chordata, Mammalia, Chiroptera, Vespertilionidae. The annotation marks the transcript as partial. The transcript has 2 exons.
AUGCCCACCGCAACGAAAACAUUGGCGUUCCUGUCGAGCUUCCUCACAAGCCUCGGGGCGUUCGUGGUCAUCUGCGCUGUUCUGGGGACCCCUCAGUGGGUCAGCAGCACCAUCACCAUCAGCGAUGACUUCUCCAACGGCAGCAUUAUCAUCACCUACGGACUCUUUCGCGGGCAGAGCACUCAAAAGCUGACUCAUGGACUUGGGGACACAGACAAGGAUUUUGAAGUUUUAGCGAAACUGGGCGAUUCUGCCCCGAAGACGCUGCAUUCGGUGGUGAUCCUGUCCCUGGUCCUCAGCUUGUCCACGUCGCUGCUGAGUGCCGGGUUCACCUUCUACAACAGCGUCAGCAACCCCUACCAGACGUUCCUGGGGCCCCUGGGGGUGUACACCUGGAGCGGGCUCAGUG